Penicillium alfredii is the source of this 516-nucleotide messenger RNA. RefSeq lists its product as uncharacterized. Lineage: Eukaryota; Fungi; Ascomycota; Eurotiomycetes; Eurotiales; Aspergillaceae. The transcript is spliced from 2 exons. The coding region runs from base 1 to 516 and encodes 171 amino acids. The record is from RefSeq and is a predicted model, not a curated record.
AUGCAUCUCAAACUUCCUCUUCUCACAGCUGUGCUGGCAGGUCUGGCAUAUGCUUCUCCUGUUGUUCAGAAAGAGAAUGGGCCACCGCACGAGGGCAGUCCCACCCAUUCUGGUGGAGGACCUUCCACCACGCACAAGGUACUGCACCCAAACGAUGGUGCCAUAGUCGAGCUCGUAAACGAGGACAACAACUGUCAGGUUCAUUUUACCAAUAUGUUCGGCGAGAAAUGCAACGGACAGUUGAAGGAGCCCCUCGGCCCUAUCAUGGAUGGAAAAUGCCACGGAAAGAAAACCUCGAGAGGCGGCGAAAUGCCCUUCGCCCAAACCGAAGCCGUGUUCAAGGACUGUAAAUCCAGAUCAGUUGGUUACGUUUUCCAGGAUGGUCAUAUGGCUGGCUACAAACCCGGUUCGCUCGAGUACUAUACUCCUGAAGAUGGCUCCGGCGAUUAUAUUCCUCUUGGAUUAGUGCCAGGCAAUAAACUCAAGUUUGAUGGGAAGGAAUGGGUGAAGGCAUAG